Molecule: messenger RNA, 1245 nt
Organism: Adineta ricciae
Lineage: Eukaryota; Metazoa; Rotifera; Eurotatoria; Adinetida; Adinetidae
Source: the annotation of a GenBank genome assembly
AUGCGUUUUUCCUGGUUUUUACGCGUUCAUCCACCGGAGCCUACAGGUCGUGAAACUCUUCGGCAUAGUUUAAAACAAGAACGCGAGAAAAAUAUCGUUUUAAAUAAAAAAUUACUUGACCAUUACCUUUUAACAAAUGCAAUCGAUUUACAAAUUUUACCGAUAGAUUUUAAUAAUAGUAAUUUUCCAUCUCAACAAGCUUUUCUUUCUCCAAAUCAAUCGCUUCUUGUUCCGCAACAACAAAAUAUGUCGACCCCGAAUGACCCUUCGCGCGUCUUAAUCAUCCAUUCACCUAAAACCCCGAUUUGCUGUGCGAAUCUUAAUCAAACCAUCACAUCGCCCAGUUCACUUGCUUUGAAGCAACAACUUAAACUAGCCGAUCAACGAACGAAUACAAGAAUGACAAUUUGUAGUCUUUGUCCAAUUAGUUUGAUAGCUAUCUUCGUAUUCAUCUAUAUUCUCGUACAAUAUGUUCUUAAUGAAAAACAGAUCUAUAUGCUCAAGUACGGUCUGUAUACGGGUUUCGUCAUGCUGUUGUCCGUCAUUAUUAUCCCUGUGUUUUUGAUUCGGCCGCGCAAUGCGCUUAAUAUUCGUAUUGCUUCAUUGAUUCUCAAUCCUGUUUUCACUCUAUUUGGCACGAAGUAUCGAUUGGAGGACGCAACAGUUUUGGAUAAAGAAGGACCGUGUGUAAUUGUUGCUAAUCAUCAAUCGUCGAUAGAUUUCAUAGGCAUGAUGAGACUUUGGCCGGAGCAUAUACGUUAUUGUACAAUUCUGGCGAAAAAAGAGUUAUUUUAUGCAUUUCCGUUCGGUUUAACGGCAUGGUUAGCAGGUUUAGAAUAUGUGGAUCGGAAGAAUCGCGAACGAUCAAGUGAAACGAUGCGGCAGGUCACGAAAAAAGUCCAAGAGAAAUCAUUGCGGUUAUGGGUUUUUCCCGAAGGAACACGAAAUAUGACGGAGACGUUUCUCCCAUUCAAAUUUGGCGCUUUUCGUUUGGCUAUUGAUGCUCAAGUGCCAAUUGUUCCCGUCGUUUUUUCGUCAUACAAAUCAAUCUACAAUGCUGACAAAGCCAGUCAUAGCUAUUUCUGGCGUCCCGGAUGCGUUACGAUUAAAUGUCUCGAACCCAUCGAAACAAAAGGCAUGACUAUCGAAAAAGAUCUGGCGCGCUUAACCGAAAUGACUCGGCAACGAAUGAUGAAUGCAUAUCAAACUAUUAAAACGAUUACAAAUGACAAAAAAGACGAAUAA